AUGUUGAGCAAGGGCUUUUCCAUCGCCCUGCUUGUCUUGCAGGGACUAUCAACGGCUGCUGCUCAAAGCUAUGGACCCGAAAAAGUAUGGGGAGUCUUCACAUUCACCAUCUUUGGAGACAGCACACCCGAAGUCUUAUCUAACUCUCGAACCCUGACCACAUAUGGAGCCAGUGAACUGGCAGCCGCAGCAGCGGCCUUUCGAUAUCGAUAUAUAUCGACAGCUGGCAGUGAUGCCUCCGAGAGUGGCAUUCAGAAUAUUUCGCCAAGCAUUCUGGACUCGAAAGACGUGAGAGUGCUUUCGACGGCAGAACAGUACGUUGCUGCUUCCGCUCAGGCUUUUAUGCAGGGUCUCUAUCCUCCUGUCGACAUGAACACAACCGACGCCCAACUGGCAAAUGGCUCGUAUGCACAAGCGCCCGUUCAUGGAUAUCAGUAUCCUUUAAUUAUCCCACUUGGAAAAUCAGAUCCUGCAUCUUUCUAUGUUGGAGGACAAGCAGAUUGUGAAAUGCAUGAGGCCGCCGAAGGGGAAUAUCGUGACAGCGAGGAAGUGGACCUCAUCAUUCGCGACACUGAAACCUUCUAUGUGGACCUUUGGCAUACAGCCUUGGCUGGUGUCUUCGCCAAUGAAGACUCAUCGACGUAUACAAACGCCGUGCCUAUCGCGGAUUACAUCGAUUACGAGCUUGUGCACAAUGAGUCUUUCUCGCAAGCGAUUCACGACGCUGACAUUCUCCGUGCUCGCGCACUGGCCGAUAAGUUCUUAUACGACACAAACAGUCAGCAGGAUUCGUCACAUGGGUCUAUCAUCAGAAACAUCAGCCCCAUUGCGGGUAGAACGUUAGCAACGAGCAUCUUGGAGUCCUUCGAUAUCAACAUCCAGAUGGGUGGCUCUCAGGAGAAGAUGACUUUGCUCUUUGGUGGUGACGAGCCUGCGAUAGCCCUGUCAUCGUUGUUAGGGCUUGCAAGCGAACACCAACCGAACUUCUUCUCUCGUCUUGUGCGGGGUGGCUCGUUCGUCUUUGAGCUGUAUAGCUUUGGGGAAGAUGAAGAGUAUCCCACGUAUCCAGCUUCUGACAACCUUUAUGUGCGAUUUCUGCUCCACAAUGGGACGGAUGCUACCACGCAGUUCCAGCCAUAUCCUAUGUUCGGAUAUAGUCCGAGUCACUCCUAUAUUCGAUAUAGUGAGUUCCGCACUGAACUGGAAACGUUCGCUCUGUCUUCCAUCCAGGAAUGGUGUAUGAUGUGCAACUCGAACGCUAUCUUUUGUACAGGAGUGAUGGACGCCGAAAAGUCCAAGCCAGAGAAGAAAAAAACGAUGGCGCCGGCAGUGGCUGGGGUUAUUGGAGCCGUUGUAGCCCUGGCUAUUGUUGGGUUUGUCACAGCUAUUGGCUUCCUGCUGUGUGGCAUUCGCAAGCGUCGAGAGAGCAGAUCGAGUUUGGGCGGGUUCAAAGGAACGGACAAGAUGGCCAGUGACACGGAUGUGGUAUUUCGUAGCCCUACGUGGGGCAAUUCCAAAACCCAGAACUCGACUCAGGAUAUCUCUGCUGGAAUUGUCAUUCAGGGAAAUGAACGGCUUGGAAGCUGGGAGAUGGGCCAGCAAGGAAAAGAGGUUGAUCAUAUCGAGCGAGAUGGCGCUGUCACAUCCCCAUUUGAUGACCCCGAUGAGGACUGCGGAUUGCACAGUCUUCAACCGGCGAGGGUGAGGGAAAGUGUGUAG
Molecule: messenger RNA, 1719 nt
Organism: Penicillium nucicola
Lineage: Eukaryota; Fungi; Ascomycota; Eurotiomycetes; Eurotiales; Aspergillaceae
Exons: 1
Coding region: 1-1719 (572 amino acids)
Biological process (GO): dephosphorylation
Molecular function (GO): phosphatase activity
Source: RefSeq, a predicted model, not a curated record